GCCCUGGGGCAUCACCGGGUGGCCAUGUCCUCACCACCUGAGGUCAGUGCCCUGCCACCACCCCUUUUCAUGGGCCAUCGUCAGCUUUGAUUCUCUUACUCAGUGUGGCUUCCCAUGGUCCCCCACUGCUCGUGCCCAUCUUCAGAGGGUGGAGAAGGGGCUGGUUGAAGGGUCCAGGGAUCAUCCUUUCACUGUUGUCCCCUCAACUCCCACAUCAGGCUCAUGUGAGAAGCUGAGGCCCAGCUCUUCAAGGCUCGCUCUUCACAUUUCACCAGUCCCGAGUCCCAUGACCUCCCAGCAGCCUAACUCUGGUUCUUGGUGACACUCUGAAGCAGAAGCCUAUCUCCUCUCCAUCUCAGCCUCCACCCCUACCUCAAAGGACUGUGUGUCUGGGAGCCCCGGGCAGCCUUGCCUCUUGACAGCUGUGGGGUGCUGGGGUGCCUGAGGCAGCAUUUCCCUGUGCCCUGCAGCCUAGGAGUUCCUGGGGCAGGAGGUAGGGGAGGGACUGGGGGUUGGAAAAUGUCAAGCAGAGCCGUAGAGAACAGGAUGUGACUUGUCUCCUAAACUAGUACGAGUCUAGUUUUCCACAUCAGGAAAACCCCUGUGGGAUUGGAGUGGACAGUGUUCCUAACACAUCCUCUAAACCCAGUUUCGUGCCCUUACCUCCCUGGCUCUGUCCCCAGCUCUGCCAUCCUGCUGACCACAGAAGUCACAAACCUCAGUCACUUAGGUUUUGUCCUUCACACUUGAUAUACGCAUGCAUUGGGUCACCAUUCUUUCUUUUUCUGCCUCCAUGACCCUGGCAGUGAGUGCCUCACUGCACUUCAUCCUAGUCCUAGCCCUGCCACAGCCCCAGCUCCAUUUAUUCCAUCAGCGACCAGGCUGGUGUUGCUGGAGCAAGUGCCAGGCCAUUUGCCCUCUUCCCCGGGAAGUGCCCUUCUUUUAGGGCAAGGGCACCAGUUCAUGUUUCACGGUCUUUGCUUGGCUCUGAGAGGUUCCUGCAGACAAGUCUGGGCAGUGCCAUCAGUGCAGUUCCCGUGGUGUGGCUCACAUGGGACCAGGCAUAGCUGAACUGAGCUUGUGGAGCUCCAAGAAGGGCGAUUACGAAAAGCAGGGCUCUUCAGGCUUCCUGGAAGCCAGGUAGGGGAAUCUAGACCAUCUGGUGAACCUAGACCUGCAGCUCUGGCCAAGGGGCUGGGUUGAGAGAAGUGAGAAUCUGAGUUCAGGUGGUUCUGGGCAGGUGUUGGCUCAGUGGUUGGGGGAGUAGGGAGCCUGAGAAAGAUCAGGGUGUGGAUGGGCUGGAGUGACAUUGAACAUGAAAUGGUCAAAGUAAUGCAACAUGUCGGGGUCCCCAGUGCCUAGGACAGUUGUCCCCUUGAAUAUCAAUGUGAUCUGUGAAAGAGACUUUCUUACCCUUUGUGACCAUGGGAAGGUGAGACUAAGGAUAGACCAAAGCCCCCACCCAGUCUAAUACCAUCUGGAGAGUAGGAUGUGCCAGGAGCUGCUGCCCACUGUGAACUCUGGCUCAGGCCCGGGGGGGCAGGAACCUGCCAGGUGGCAUGUCUGUGUGUGCUCACUGUCCAUAUAGCCUACUUUGAAUGACUCGGUUAGAAUAAAAGUGAAAGUGAAAUGGGGUGCGGGGCCAGUGCUUUCCCAGAAGGAUUUCACUCUAUCCUGCCUUUCCCAGAACCAACUCUGGCAGUGAAGAGAGCCUCGUCUCCCUCUGUGACUGGAGGAGGAAGUUCAUCACAUACAUAUAUAGAGCCAGGCACGCCAGCUCCUGACACAUACAUCAUGACCACGAGAUGGAACUGGACACCAGACACCAGCCCUUUGUGGGUCCUAUUCCUGUGUGCCCACAUCAUCUGCUAUUUGGCCAGAGCCACGCCCAUACUUCAGACCGUCACAGCUGCCACGACCUCAGGUGGGAUCACAAAAGACCCUUCUUCCUCCCGACCCCCAACUCUCACAACAGCUAAGUGCUGCCCAGCAUUGGAGGUGACCUGGCCAGAAGUGGAAGUCUCACUAAAUGGAACGCUGACUUUGUCCUGUACCGCCUACAGCUGCUUCCACCACUUCAGCAUCCUUUACUGGCUGGGCAAUGGUUCCUUCAUAGAGCAUCUCCCAGGCCGGCUGUGGGAGGGCAGCACCAGCCGGGAGCGCAGGGGCACAAGCACCCAGCUGUGGAAGGCCUUGGUGCUGGAGGAGCUGAGCCCGGCCUUGCGCAGCACCAACUUCUCUUGUGUUUUUAUGGAUCCUGAGCACAUUGUCCAGCGUCACAUCAUCCCAGCCCAUCUCUUGGCUGGGCUGAGGAGAGUUGUGCCCCCUACUGAAGAAGCCCUCCAGAGGGUCCCCUCUGCCUCACCAUCCUGACAGGUGAACUCUAAAGCCUGGUUGAAAUGCCACCUCAUCAUUUAGGUCUAGGCUGUCUCUCAGCUCAGGCCACAUUCUGCAGCAACUGAAUGUUAUAUGUUAUACAGGCAUACCUCAUUUUACUGUGCUUCCUGGAUAUUGCACUUUUUACAAAUUGAAGGUUUGUAAAAACCUUCCUCUGUGUUGAGGAAAUCUAUUAGCACCAUUUUUCCAAAUAGCAUUUGCUCAUUUCAUGUCACAUUUUGGUAAUUCUCGCAAUAUUUCAAACUUUUUCAUUACUGUAUUUGUUAUGAUCUGUGAUCUGUGAUGUUGCUUUUGAAAUUGUUCUUAGGUGCCAUAAACUACAGUAUCUAAAUGAACUUAAUUGAUAAAUGUGUGUUUUCUGACUGCUCUGCCAACUGGCUUUUCGCCAUCUCUCUCCCUAUCCUUGGGCCUCCCUGUUCCCCCAGACAUGCAACAUUGAAAUCAGGCCACUCAUUAACCCUAUAAUGGCCUGUAAGUGUUCUAGUGAAAGGAAGAGUCACUUGUCUCUCACUUUAAAUCAAAAGCUAGAAAUGAUUCAGCUUAGUGAGGAAGGCAUGUUGAAAGCUGAGAUAGGCCACAAGCUAGGCCUCUUGCACCAAAGGCCAAGUUGUAAAUGCAAAGGAAAAGUUCUUGAAGGAAAUUAAAAAUGCUACUCCAGUGAACACAUAGUAGUAAGAAAGCAAAAGAGCCUUAUUGCUGAUAUGGAAAAUUUUAAUGGUCUGGAUAGAUGAAAUCAGCUACAACAUUCCUUUAAGCCAAAACCUAAUCCAGAGUAAGACCAUAAUGCUCUUCAAUUCCACGAAGGCUGAGCAAGGUGAGGAGGCUGCAAAAGAAAAGUCGGAAACUAGCAGAGGUUGGUUCAUGAGGUUUAGGGAAAGCUGUCUCCAUAAUAUAAAAGCACAAGGUGAAGCAGCAAGUGGUGAUAUAGAAGCUGCAGCAAACUGUCCAAAAGAUCUAAGAUAAUGAAGGUGGCUACACUAAACAGAUUUUCAAUGUAGAAGCAGCCUUCUUUUGAAAGAAGAUGCCAUCAAGGACUUUCAUAGCUGGAAAUGAGAAGUCAGUGCCUGGCAUCAGAGGGUCUAACGCAGCUGCUGACUUUUAAGUUAAAGCCAGUGUUCAUUUACUGUUAAUCUUAAAGCCCUUAAGAAUUAUGCUAAAUCUGUUCUGCCUGUGCUGUUCUCUGCAAAUGAAACACUGAAGUCUGCAUGACAGCACAUCUGUUAACAUUAUGGUUUACUGAAUAUUUUUAGCCCAUUGUUGGAACCUACUGCUCAGACAAAAAAGAUUCCUUUCAAAAUAUUACUGCUCAUUGACAAGCACCUGGUCACCCAAGUGCUCUAUUGGAGAUGUAUGAAAUUAAUGUUUUCAUGCUCGUUAACACAUCUUGCAACCCAUGGAUCAGUGAGUAAUUUCAACUUUCAGGUUUUUGCCAUAGUGAUUCCUCUGAUGGAUCUUGGCAAAGUAAAUUAAAAACUUGAAAAAGAUUCACCAUUCUAGAUGCUAUUAAGAACAUUUGUGAUUUGUGGGAAGAGGUCAAAAUAUCACCAUUAACAGGAGAUUGGAAGAAGUUGAUUCCAACCAUCAUAGAUGACUUUAAGGAGUUCAAGACUUCAGUGGAGGAAGUAACUGCAGAUGUAGUGGAAAUAGCAAGAGAAUUAGAAGUGGAGCUUGAAGAUAUGACUAAAUUGCUAGUCUCAUGAUAGAGCUUUAAUGAGGAGUUGCUUCUUAUGGAUGACCAUAGUAGUUCCUUGAGGUAGAAUCUACUCCUGGUGAAAAUUCUGUGAAGAAUGUUGAAAUGUCAACAAAGGAUUCCAGGGGUGUCCAAACUUUUGGCAUCUCUGCACCACACUGGAAGAAGGGUUGUCUUGGGCCACAUAUUAAAUAUGCUGCAACACAUAAAUCACAAGUCUCAAAAGUAAAUUUACAAUUUUGUGUUGGGCCACAUUCACAGCCAUCCUGGGCUGCAUGUGGCCCACAGGCUGCAGGUUGGACACCCGUUAAAUUACAUAAACUUAGUUGAUAAAGUAGCACAAGGUUUGAGAGGAUUGACUCCAGUUUUGAAAUACGGUCUGUGGGUAGAACGCUGUCAAACAGCACCGCACACUAUAGAGAAAUCAUCUGUGGAGGAGUCAAUCAAUGCCACAGACUUCAUUUUCUCAUUUUAAGAAAUUGUCCCAGCCACCCCAACCUUCAGCAACCACUUCCUUUAUCUGUCAGGAGCCAACGUCAAGGCAAGACCUUCCACCAGCAAAAACACUGCAAACCACUGAAAGCUCAGGUGGUAGAUAGCACUUCUUAAUCAAUGUACAUUGUUUCUUAGAAGUGCUAUUGCACACUUAAUAGACUACAGUAUAAUGUGAACAUAAUUUUUAUAUACACCUGCGAACCAAAAAAAAUUGUAACUCGCUUUAUUGUGAUGCUCACUUAUCACAGUGGUCUGGAACUGAACCUACAAUCUCUCUAAGCUAAACCAGUAUUUUUUUCCCCCUCAAAUAGACUGUCUGAGGGAUAUGGGCAGAGGCUG
Molecule: messenger RNA, 4921 nt
Organism: Phyllostomus discolor (pale spear-nosed bat)
Lineage: Eukaryota; Metazoa; Chordata; Mammalia; Chiroptera; Phyllostomidae
Gene: IL18BP
Product: interleukin 18 binding protein
Exons: 6
Coding region: 1630-2373 (247 amino acids)
Biological process (GO): T-helper 1 type immune response
Molecular function (GO): interleukin-18 binding
Source: RefSeq, a predicted model, not a curated record